CCGGUCUCGAUAUUGGGAAAUGAAUUCUGGGGCUUGUAGUCUUCGAGGAAUGGGGCUAGACUUUGGGAAGUGGGGAGGGUGCAGGGAAGACUACCUUCAAGACAAUCUACUAAGUAUAAUGUUGAGGCUGGUCGCGGUGUUCUCAGGCAGGUACCCACUGGAUCGCAGAUCCAUCUGUUAGAUAUCUGCCUGAGCAAACCUUCUUGAAGAAGGGAGCUCGUCCCCUUUAAGAGGGCGGGGGGGAGGAGGGAGCAGAUGGGGUGAGAAUCUGCAGCUGCCGCACAGCUGGGCUGAACCAGCUGCUUCUGGGCGGGAUUUUGCAGGGUUUGGGUGGUGGCUUGCGGUCUGGCUGGGGCUUGGGCUCUGCCUCUUCCUCUGGUUCUGGCUCCAGCUCGUGCCCGGGCUCUGGCUUCGCAUCCUGCUGCUGCUCCUCAUGCAUGGCUCCACGGUCCCUCAGCCACGUUAUCUUGUUGCUGGGUGGUGCUGUGGCCGUGCUGGGCUCGGUGCUCUUCGUUGUAUGGAAGGCCUACUUCAGUGAUGGUAGCGGGCGGCGGCGGAGGCCCUGGUGGGAAGCAGAGCUGAGCCCCUACGUGGGGGAGCUGGAUCCAGAUGAGCGACAGGUCCUGGUGCUAGGUCUGGAUGGGGCUGGGAAAAGCACCAUCCUGCACUGCCUCUCCGGCCAUAGAGCCAAAGAGCGAAUGGCUCCAACCUGGGGUUUCAAUUCUGUUCGGCUCCCCACGGAGAGCUUCCAGAUGGAUUUGCUAGAGGUUGGUGGUAGCCAGAAUCUGCGGUUUUACUGGAAGGAGUUCCUAAGCCAGGCUGAUGUGCUAGUGUUUGUGGUAGAUUCUGCUGACCGGCUAAGGCUACCCUGUGCUCGGCAGGAGUUGCAUAUGCUGCUGGCAGAAGAUCCUGACUUGCCCGUGGUUGUAGUAGCUAAUAAACAGGACAAAAGUGAGGCUUUGAGCGUGGCUCAGCUACAGCAAGAACUGGACCUGCAAGCCUUUGACCAGCGGGAGUUCUUCUUGCUGCCAGUGAGCAUUCCCCCAGCUGGGCCAGACUCUUCACCUCCCAGUAUUCACCACGUCUGGACACUGCUGUUGGACCUUCUCUCCCAAGCUUGACCAGAAUAUACCUCCUGGGAUAAGGGCUGCCCACUCAUUUUCCCACAGCCCAAUCCUCUGACAGAAGUUUACAUAACCUUCAGGAGAGGUGCUUUUUGGAAGAUCACUGAAAGCCUUAGAUUUGAAGUCAAGACCUGGAUCCCAAUCUAAUUCGUUAAUACUUAUCACUUUUAGGAAAGUCACUUCACCUCAUGGGCUUGUGUCUUCAUCCAUAAGAUGAGGGGUUGGUCCAAAGUGGUUCUUUCCAGGUCGAAAAUCCUGGACCGGGAUCCUAAAAUCAUAAUCCUGGUGCUCAGAGAAAAAGAAUUUAGGAGCCUGGAUAAGCUCAAAUAGAUUCUUUUGGCUUGCUUUUCCUUAGACUCUGGGUUAAUCUGGGCUGAGGAAAGAAAUUCCUUCUCUGCCUACUGAAUCUGGGAUGACUGGGGCAGUGGUCACUUUCCAGGGAGCCCCAGAGUAAGCAGUCCUUUUAAGCUCUACUCUCAGGUCACACAGUGGCUGUUAGAAUACUUGCCUACAGUGCCAAACCAUCUCAUACUGGAAGUGGUUUAUUAAUGACAAUAUAGCAUAAUAGAAAAAAAAACACAACACUGUAGUCAGAAGAACUGAACUUGAAUUUACUGUGUUACUAAUGACCCUUGCAAUUGCAAGUAAAUGACUUCCAUUUCUUGAGCCCGUUUCAUCUCUGCCUGGCAUGGGGCCAAAAGAACCCCCAGCUUCUUAUCACCACCUUUCAUCCCCCCAAUCUCAUAGAGCCAUGGUAAGGCUCCAAAAUCUUGGUGCUACUUGCCUCAUAGGGUUGUUGUGAGCAAAGCGUUUUGUGAACCUUAAAGCACCACAGAAAUAUAAAACUAUUAUUUUUAAUUCUAAUUGAGGAAGCAUGGCAUAAUAGGUAAGAGCUAAUCCAGGGAAGUUAGGAAAACCUGGGUUCAAGUCUUGCCUUGGACUGAUAGUACCUAAGGAAUUUGAGUUAUGCUGUUUGGCUUUUCUUGGAUUACAAAUUACGGAACAGUUGCUUGUGUUGGUAAAAAAAUUUCCAACCUGGCGAUUUUUCACACUACUGAAACCAUAGGGGCUGGUAUCCCCAAUUUUUUUUACAUUAGCAUUGUAUUAUUCACUGUUUGCUUCAUGGACUGCCACAAAAAUGGAUGAGGAAAGGCCAACAUUUCAUCCAGUAAUGCUCUAUCAUGGAAUGCCACAUUUAGUACCACUGACCCAAAGAGCAGUGAAGAGAUUGAAUAGUGAGGUGGCAAGUGCACAAAAAAAAUUUUGUAUCACCAAUGGUGAACUUGAAGAAUGAUAUGGAGCCUACUCUGGAGAACAAAUGACUUGAAGUGGGCUAUAAAUGGAACAAAGGUGGAAAAUAAGUAUAGCCAUAGCAUGCAACAUAUUAAAAGAAUUUUAAAAGGCCUUCAGCGCCCUGAGCAGAGCAUCUACAGAUGAUGUGAGCAUGGGAGAUGGCUGCUACUCAUUGACAGGUUGAAAUUUGGAGCCGUGGAGGCGGCACUCGUGCCAAGAUGAUGCUGAUUCAGUGUUUCACAGCCUUGUCUAUCUUUAAGGUCUCAGGAUCUGACUUGAUUGCCAAGUCCUUUUCCCACAGCUUCUGGAGGCAAUGAUACCAAUGGUUCCCAUCUCGUCACUUCUGGACUCUGGCCCUGGCCUACUGUCAGCAACAUGUUUGCAAGUCCUCUUCUAAAGUAAAUUCUUAUUUUGUUGAGAUUAACAUUGAGGAUAUGUUCUACAAGCAGUAUCUGCAGGUUCUGGGAAGGAGACUGCCAAGUUCUAAGCUUAUUUGCUUCCUGAUCUAAAGUCAGGGAGAAGAGUUAACUAUUGUGGACUAAUAGGCAUUUUCCUUAGGUCCAUCACUGUCUUGUGACCCUGCCCAGACCUGACCUCUCUCCAGUCCCCUUCCUCAAGACCAUGACACUCCAAAAUAAGCACAAACUGUUCCUAAGAUGGACAACAUGGAGGCAGGUGCUGGGCAGUGAACUUGGUUUGAACUGUGCUACUGCCACCUUGGCUAAGCCAUGUCCCCACUGUAAAAUAAAAAGGGCACAGUUGAUCUUGGAGAAUCUACUCAGUUUUCACUUCUUGUAUUGCAUGUUCUUACAGGCUGUCACAAGCAAAGUUAUCAAUGUGCUAUUAAUUCUGCAUAGGCUCCUAGGGGCAGAAAACUGCUUAGGGAAACCAAUCCAUUAGGCUGCAGGGCUGGGCUUGAGCUUCAGUCUAACAUCUCUAAGUUUUAAAGGAAGCAAGCCCAAAUUCCAGACUCAAUCCUGUUUUCUGGCACUGUUGUUCAUAGACUGGAAGGUCAGGAAGGGAAGAUGACCCAAACUGUAGGUGUCAUUAUUGUAAUAGCCUUUCCCAAGAGGGAAAGUUUUUUACAUCUUUAAAGGCUGUAAAAGCAUUAUUAUUCUAACAGCAUGAACUGUUAAUAGAAUUGUAGGGAAUAUAAAAUCCGAACUGACUCUCUACUACCAUGUUGGCAAUUUCAGGGAUCACAAAUUCAUUAAUUCUACUAAGCAUCAAGUGUUCCAACAAUGUAAGUUUUAGUAUAUUCAUGCCAAUGUUCCCCUUAAGCAGUUACUCAUAUUGGAAUAUGAUUAAAGGACAAAAAUAACACUUGUAUGGUAGCAGAAGCUUGGAUUCUUGUCUGAGCUUUACCACUAAUUGUACAUGUGACUCCAGGCAAGUCACUUCCCUAUGUUUGGGGACCUGUUUGGGACCCAUCUGUGAAAUAGGUUAGACCCAGUUGACCUUUUAGGUCCUUUCCAGUUGUGAAAAUGCUCUGGUUCUAAUUGGUCUAUGGUCACUCAUAUACUAACAUAUGAUAUAAAACAAGUUUUAUAGGUAAUGGGGAAAAGAAAACUAAGCAUGUUCCCUCCUCUCCAUUAGGAAAAACAUCCAAUUCCCUUGCUUUUUAGAUUUAGGGAAAAAAAACUGGGGGUGGGGACAGGGGGAGGAAAACUAUUUAGUAAAUCCAAAAGUAACAAAAAUAAAUUUCAAUUCCAUAAUCCAGCUAAAUUAGAGAAGCAAAAAAAGUGAGCCAAGAAUGAAAAGUUUGAUAAGUUUGAAGAUUGUGCCCUGUCUACUUUAUCAUAGGCAAAAAUUAUGAUUGCCCUGCAAAAUUCUCAUUAGCUAUCCAGUUACUUAAAUAAAGUCUUGUUUCCCGUGUAAUCUUAAGGUUAAUUUAAUGUAGUAAGUUAUUAAGGUUUUUGAAAUGUCCUUUGCUAUUUUAAAGGUGGCUAGAGCCUUUAAAGCAUCAAAAAUGAUUCCCUGAUAUCUCUUGCAUUUAGGGACUACAACUUCCUUAUUCUGUAAGUAAAUAUUGUAUUUAGAACCAGUAUUUAUUUAUCUUAAGACUUUGCAAACACUUUUCUCCCCACCAAAAAAGAAAAAAAUCAUACUGAGUUGGGAUCAAUUAGGAAAUUAAAAAAAAAAGCUUCCCUGGAACUAAGUUUUCAGGACUAGUGCUACAAACAAGACUGAGAAGCUGCUGGGAACUGUUACCUGGGUUAGAGGGUUGUCAAUCAGAAUCAUCUCUUUUUGAGAUGUGAGUUGGAUUAUAAAGCUCUCCUCCCAGUUCAAAACUAAUCAGAAUGCUUCACAAUGGAGAUUAUUUUAUUAACAAGUCCUUUUCUCAACUGGUACCUAAUAGGACAAAAUAAGAACAUAAACAUAGUAUUUGCUAAGGAUUCUUCACUACCUUGGUAUUUCUUUCUCAGCUAUUACUGGGCAAUAAUUUUUCUCACCCAAGUCUGACCCUAUGGAAUGCAACUCAAACUAGCCUGCUAUAAACACAACUCUGGCAACCCCGUUGCUUUCACUACCUCAAUUCCAUGCAGAUAGCACCAACUCUAUUGCCUCUGAAUUCUUGGGAGUUCCAAUCCAGCCUAUACAUGCAUGAUCCCUUCUCUGACUCUAAAUUUACCUUGGGGUUAGAUGAUAGCUACAUCAUUGAGACCUUAAGUCCAAUGAGUCUGUGUCUUCUGAUAUUUAGUAACUAUUAAAAAAAAGCCUCGAGUAACAUGAGACUUAAAACGAGAAGGUAGAGAUCGUCCAAUCUGAUGCCAUCAUUUUACAGACUAGGAAUCCAAGGCCCAAGAAGAGCAAGGUGCCCAAGAUCACACAGAUGGACAAUAGAAUAGCCAGAAAUUGAACCCAGACACAGUGACUACAGAUGUCUUCCCACCAUAACCAUUUAGUUAUUGUUUAAAUGCCCAUAGACUGUCUGAAAAAGUUACCAAUUGCUCAUGAUUAGGACCUUUCAAUAUUAGUUCUAAAACUAAACCUUUUGCACAAGGCUAAGAAGUAGACACAGAAAACAUUAUUAAGCAUAUUGCUUUGAGUAGACUAUUUUUCUUCAAAUUAUAUUUGUAUAACCAGUGUUUAGAAUAUAAUCAUACUUAGUAGAGAUGCCAGAGCUAAAACUAGAAAUUUCUAAGGUUUCUUCUUACUCAAAGCGAUUAACAAAAGUAAAGAUAAUAAACAUGAGAAAACAUCUUUAUUUGAAUGAAAAUAAAAAAAAUUUCACGUGAAAUUUUUAAAUAUAGUACUUAAGGGUCACUUUUUUCAGGGUAUAUGUAUGUGUUUUUUUCUUUUUUUCCUCUUCAGAGAUCUCAUUUAAGGGUCUGGCCUAUAGUUAAUCCCACAUCAAUGUAGGAAACAAUUUUUGUGACUAUGUAAAAGCUAAAUAUAGCCAUGAAUAUGUACACUUUUGUAUAUCCAAGGAGAAUUCUUCACACUCGGCCCCCCUUCAAGUCUAGAAAAUUAGUUCUUUGUCAGAAUAAACAGUACAGAUAUAUCUGAAGCUUCUUCUGGCUAAGACUUUGCCUUGACUUAUUCCAAUAAGACAACAGUAAUACAAAAAUCUUAAUGCUCAGUAACACUAGACACAGUUAUUUGAUUUCUACCACAACAGUGGCUUUCAACUCACUAUAAGAUCUCGGUAGGCUAGAAACUGGUGUAGUAAACAAUGUUUCAGCACACAGCAUGCAUUUCAAAAUGUUUGAAUUGUCAUUAACUCAACAUCUUAAUACAAUAGUUAAAAACUAUUAGGAUACACUGGAUCUGGGUUUAGAGAAUGAAAGUAUAUUACUUAUGGGAUCCUGGAUCAUCUCUUUGGGCCAGUUCUCAUCUAAAAAAUAGUAAAAAUUCUAUCUAUAGCAUUUAUCCUCAAAGACUGUUUGAGAAUACUAGGAAGUAAUAUAGGAAAAUGCUAUAUAAACUUUCAAUGUGCUGUAUUGUUAGCUAGUAUUAUCCAAAACCCUUCUCUGUGUUAUGAUCAGCAAUGGCCCACAUCAAACUCUUAAAAUGUAAAGUAUUAAAUCUUCUAUACAUCAGCUUAUGUUUAUAGUUUUUCUAAGGAGGUACUUAAACUGGAUUAUUGGGGCUAAAAGAUGACUGUGAAACUAAAUGCCCUAAGUACAAAAUAAAUGUUACCACAAAAAACCCCAAAUCCCCAAGUGUUAUUUAACACAAUUCUGGUUUGGAAGAGACAGUGGUAUUAUGAGAAAAGCAAUGCAACUUGGAAUAAAAAAUCAUUGAGACUUUCAGCUCCACUUAAUACCAGGUACACAAUCUUAGAAAAAUCCUUCAACUUUUUACCUUCAAUGGAGAAGCUGUGUUGCCUGAGCAAGUGUCAGGAGAUUAAUAGUUAGAUACAGCUUAGAUUGGAUGAACUGAGGUUCCUUCCACUUCAGUGAUUAUAAUGCUAUAUGAAUAUCAUCCCUAGUUACUUCCCAUGACAAUUGGAAGAAAUGCUUUAUAAAUUCUAAGGCACUGUAUAAACUGAAGGUUAUUAAUCUUAAGACAAAAACAACUGAUAUUUACACAACAUUUUAUAGCAUACAAAGCACUUUACUUAUUUUACAACCACCUUGGGAAGUAGAUGGCACAAGUAAUAGCCUCAUUUUCAAAUGAGGAAACCAAAUAGAGAUCAAAUGACUUUCCCAGUUCAAUACAAAACAAUAUACACAUAGAGGCAGCUAAGUGGUGCAGUAGAUAGAACACCAGCCUGAAGUCAGGAGGAACCGAUUUCAAAUCUGGUCUCAGACACAACACUUCCUGGCUGUGUUACGCUGGACAAGUCACUUAACCCAACUGCCUCAGCAAAAAAACAAAAA
This is a messenger RNA of Antechinus flavipes (yellow-footed antechinus), 7243 nucleotides long. It is a transcript of the gene ARL10, whose product is annotated as ADP ribosylation factor like GTPase 10. Gene Ontology annotation, molecular function: GTPase activity; GTP binding. The transcript has 4 exons. The record is from RefSeq and is a predicted model, not a curated record. The coding region runs from base 438 to 1121 and encodes 227 amino acids. NCBI's taxonomy places the organism in Eukaryota, Metazoa, Chordata, Mammalia, Dasyuromorphia, Dasyuridae.